Molecule: messenger RNA, 342 nt
Organism: Macrosiphum euphorbiae (potato aphid)
Lineage: Eukaryota; Metazoa; Arthropoda; Insecta; Hemiptera; Aphididae
Source: the annotation of a GenBank genome assembly
AUGAGUAGUUUUCAUCCUGAUGCUUUGGACUGUUUUUUAUGUGCAGACGAAAUGUCAAUAAAACAACAUUUAUUUUAUAAUGUUUCAAAAGAUGAGAUAAUUGGUUUUAACCAAUCAAAUUCUUUUAGGACAUAUGAACCUGCAAAAUUUGCUCUUGUCCUUAUGAUCAGAGGAAUCAAAUAUAAUUGGAAACAACCUAUUGCGUACUACCUUGUUUCUAAUAGCUGUUCUGGGCCAGAUCUUAAUGCCAUUAUUUUUUCAACGAUUCGACGAUUACGAAAUAUAAAACUUAAUGUUAAAUGCUUAAUUACAGAUCAAGGGUCAAAUUUCAUUCGCUUUUAA